This is a messenger RNA of Diaporthe citri, 531 nucleotides long. RefSeq lists its product as uncharacterized. Gene Ontology annotation, molecular function: serine-type peptidase activity. The record is from RefSeq and is a predicted model, not a curated record. The coding region runs from base 1 to 531 and encodes 176 amino acids. Gene Ontology annotation, biological process: proteolysis. The transcript is spliced from 3 exons. NCBI's taxonomy places the organism in Eukaryota, Fungi, Ascomycota, Sordariomycetes, Diaporthales, Diaporthaceae.
AUGAACAGGAUACCGGAGCUCGCCCUGAAGCAUAAUGCCAUUCUUGUGAGCCCAGACUAUCGUCUUCGACCAGAGGCUACACUUGCGGACAUUAUCGACGACAUUCGCGACUUCUGGGUCUGGGUCGAAGAUCGACUGCCCAAUGCACUCGCUUCAGCUUCCCCGCCUGCGGAGCUAGACCUGGACAACAUUGCGCUUACAGUGGAACUUGCCUGCUCAAUGAUGCAGAAUGACCGCCUCGUGGACCUGACGGGUCCCAACGCUUACCUGGAUCCCCUGCAAAGCCUAGAAGCAGCUGGUGCACAACCACCGUAUCUGCUAGCCCAUGGAAAGACAGACACAUCGGUUCCCUUCGGCACGUCUGAGAAGUGGGCCAACAAGCUGAGAGACCUACAACCGGAGGUGCCGCUCCUCUUUGCUGUCAACGAAGGCGACCACAUAUUUGACAGAGAGUACACUCUAGACACGCCUUGGAUGAGAGAUCCCAUCGCUUUCGUUGAGAAGUAUUGGCCAAAGAACAUCAGAAAAUGA